CUUGGAUUUCGACCCAUUUUGAAGGCUCUGCCGAAGGCUGAUGAGUGAUGACCAAACGGGUUAAACAAUUUGAAACUUGAAAAUUCCCUCCACAGCAAACUAGCAAAGCCCUAACCGCAAUGUCAUCGUAUUCAACAGGCCGGCGGUUACAAACUCCCCGGACACGGUCAAGAAUGGCCUCCCACUCAACAAAUCACAGCCAAAGGCCUCCCAAGCAACGAUCUAAGACGGUUAGAAAGCAGUGGUCAAUCAGCGAUUUCGAGAUCGGGAAACCCCUUGGAAGGGGCAAGUUCGGCCGGGUCUACCUUGCUCGUGAAGCGGAGACCAAGUUCAUAGUGGCACUGAAGGUGAUUUUUAAAGAGCAAAUUGAGAAGUACAGGCUGCAUCAUCAGCUUAGGAGGGAGAUGGAGAUACAGAGCAGUCUCAGGCAUCCGAAUAUUCUGAGGCUCUACGGGUGGUUUCAUGAUGACGAGAGGAUUUUCCUGAUCUUGGAGUAUGCUCAUGGUGGGGAACUCUACAAGGAACUCCGCAAAUCUGGCACAUUUUCUGAAGAACAAGCGGCUACUUAUGUUGUAAGCCUUGCGCAAGCACUUGCCUAUUGUCAUGAGAAAAAUGUGAUUCACAGGGACAUAAAGCCGGAAAACCUCUUACUGGACCACGAGGGGCGGUUGAAGAUUGGGGACUUUGGGUGGUCAGUGCAAUCAAAAAGCAAGAGACACACAAUGUGUGGAACACUGGAUUACUUGGCACCAGAAAUGGUGGAGAACAAAGCUCAUGAUUAUGCAGUUGAUAACUGGACUCUAGGUGUUCUCUGCUAUGAGCUUCUGUAUGGUAUGCCUCCAUUUGAGGCAGAAAACCAGACGGAUACCUUUACAAGGAUUAAGAAGGUUGACCUAAACUUUCCAUCCACCACUAUGAUCUCUACAGAAGCAAAGAAUCUCAUUAGUCGGCUUCUUGUGAAGGACUCUUCGAAAAGGCUAUCUCUUCAGAAGAUUAUGGAUCAUCCUUGGAUAACGAACAAUGCAAACCCCAAGGGAGCUUCCUAGAGCUGACCAAUUUGUUCUUCCUACUGAAUCUUUGAGAUGGCAGAUAUUUUAAUCAAAAACUUUGUAAGACAUCAAUAGGAAAAGAACUUCACUUGUUCCUCCUUUUGUUGGUGAAGUGCUUACUAUCCAUGUCUUAUGGCACAACCAGAUAUACCAAAUUGUGUUCUGUACUCUACAUAAAUGGUUCCUUGUCAAAAAUUGUAUUAAUAUGUCUUGCACACCCAGAGCAUGUAUUUUCUGGGCGAAAUUGCUUCUUAUAGGUUGAUGCAUGUGCAUAUAAAGAUUAUAUUCUGCAGUUUGGGCAAACCAGAG
Messenger RNA from Cuscuta epithymum, 1358 nucleotides. The record is from the annotation of a GenBank genome assembly. Lineage: Eukaryota; Viridiplantae; Streptophyta; Magnoliopsida; Solanales; Convolvulaceae.